CCCAUAGAGCACAUCUUUCAGAAAACUUUCCGAAAAAUAUGUACUGUGGGGGACAGGAACAAACAAGUCAAAACAUAUCCUUUCUUAUAGGCUAAUGGGAUGAAAGAGAGACAAAAGAAAGGUACAUAUAUUAUAGAUUUAACGACUACUGUUACGGAUAAAUAAAACAAAGCAAGAAUGAAUAUGUCAGCGUGUCAGUUGAUUGACGGCAAUUAGUCAAAUAAUAUGUAUUGUUAAAAAUACAAAAAAUAGGAAUGCUAUGCUCUAGCGUCAGGCGUUAUAUCGAUGAUGAUUUACUGUCAAUCUGUGGACUAAUUGGGUUUGAGCCAACUAUAGAUUUUCAGUACUGUUCAGUACUUAUAGCUGACACUAUUGGCAUGUAGUAAUAAUAUUGGAACACAGCCAAAGAAAACAAACUGUUUUAUCAUCCUUGCUCUCGCGUGACUAGUGUGAGGCGUAAAUCGCACGAGGUCACUACUGCAGCUAGCACGGUGGCGUCCUCGCACCGGCGAAUCGUAGAACUAUCGAAUGGCGGUGUAGAACCAUAACCUCGAAGCAGGCUAAUCUUGACGGAAGUGGAAUUGCCGCAUCGAUUUUUCUUUGAUUUCGACGAACGGCGGGCAGGAUUCUCAUUACGCGGGAGUAGCGUGAACAACAUCCCGUCGGGUAUGUCGCACGUCGUCGUGUUAUCGAGCCGCGCGACGUAUUAGGAGGGCGACAACGACGACGACGCACACGGAGAAUGGCCUCCCCGAAGCGCGGAGUGCGAUGAAUCAGUUAUUAUGUUGCCCUCGACCGGCUACUUUAAGGCGAUAAAUUGCCCGUUCUAUGACAGCGGCUCGUGCGACCGGCCCUAUUGUCACUUCAAGCACUCCAGGCGAGAAGAUGCAGGUGCAACAGGAGUGGCAGGUGUGGUGGAGGCCCAGACUACGGGCCAGAUACAGGAGGAUAUACGUACUGACGUUGUAUCCUCGGCCCCUGACAUGUUGCAACAUCUGGUGACAGAAGCUGUGAAGAAAGUACUCGCAGAUCAGGAAGUCACCGAUACAGAGAAGGUUUCGCAGAACAUUGUCUCUCAAGUGGUGGAGGGGCUCAAGCCAACUCUGUCCUCUGGUUCUACCGCCUCUGCGCUGCGCAACGCUACACCCAGCGUAGGAAAACAUCUUACGAUUCCCACCCCCAUAACGAAACCAGUCGCUUGUGUUUACAAUCCGACGCCGAUAGCGGAAUUGAAGAAACGGCAUAUACCCGUGGUCUCGUACAUGCCAAUUAGGGAGAGCAGAGUGGCUGUGAAACGUAAAUUCUCGCCGGAAAGGACUAAACCCUGGUCGAACGUGGUCAUUCAGGAGCCUAGCAGCUCUCAGGUCACGCCUGAGAUCACGUAUAAACCCACGACAAUAGUGAACACGACCGAUCAGGAUGCCAUACAGGGUUACGUGCCGACGCUUAAGUCGGACGCGUCCUCGUCAUCGAAUUCGUACGACGACGGUAAUUCGAACGAUUAUCAACUUAAAUUCAAGGAAGUAUACUAUCCAAAAUCGAAAAAGAAAAGGGAGGAGUACGUCCCGAAAAAGAUCAAAGCACCUUUGAAGACGGUACAGCAAUUAAACGACGCCGCUCAGUUCGAUUCCGAGUUUGAUAUGUUAGAUGAGAUCAUUACUUCUAAUUCUCACGUCACUCCUCUAACUUUAGAACAAUCCAAAGCGUCGACCAGCGAGGACUCGCAAGAUUAUUCCUAUGUCGAACCAAAGUUCUCCGACGACGACGACGACGAUGACGAACCUAUGGAAGACACAUCUGUAGACAACCAUAAUGAAAAAAAGUCCAAGCAAAUUGAGGAUGUAAAUGAGAAGGAGAAGGAGAACUUGCAACAUACAGGAAUUGUAGAUACUACAGAUAAACAAACAAGCAAUAAAGAUAAUAAAAUACACAGUAAUCAUUAUGAUGCUAAAACGGGUGAUAUAAAAAGUAGCGAUAGAUCUAAGCAGCAUGAAGCGAGCGACUCGAGGAAAUUUUCGGAAAAAAGAGAGGGCCCUGUAAGGGAGAGUACUGAUAAGAAAAGUCGACACGAGAGUCGUAAUAAAAGUAAGGAAAAAGAUCAAAAAGAUCGUCAUAGUUCCGAAAGAAGAGAUAAAGAAAAAUCUAAACAGAAAUUGGACUCCAGAGAUAAGCACCGCUCCUCCUCUAGCAGAGACAAGGAUAGAAGAAGCAGUCGCGAUAGUAAAGAUUCUUCGCGGAGCAAAGAACGUUCGGAGUCACAAAGACACAGACAUAUCUCUCCGAAGAAAGAGCGGAACGAUAGCCGUAAGUCUAGCCGGCACGACAAGCAUAAAUCAAGUUCAAGUUCAUCCCGUUCCAAAUCGAGUAAACACACGUCGAGUAGAAGUGACGAUAGGAAGCAUCACUCGGAAUCAAAUCGAAGAUCCAGUGAUUCGUCCAGAAAGUCCAGCAAGCACAAAGAGAGCAGUAGUGAAAGGAAUUCAUCCGAUAGAUCUGAUAGUUCUAUAGUCAGUAUUCACUCUAUUAAUAAUGAGAUUUUAGAACUGUCAGAUUCUGAUCAUGAUGUACAAGAAGAAUGCUUAAGAAUUUUUCAGGAAUAUCAAGCAUCGGACUAUCCAAAACUAGUAUCAAUCAAAAAAUCAUUGAAAGAAGAAACUGAAAAUGUAGAAGACGUAGAAACUGGGAAAAAAAGAGUUGCGCAUCCUUCGGCAGCCACAAGUGUCUCUAGACAAUUAGGUCCUACUCAGCCACCAAAAAAGCUUAUAACUCCGCAACAAAAAAUGUAUGAGCGAUGGCGUUUGAUGCGAGAAGCGGCAGCUGAAAAAGCCGCAGAAAAGGCAGCGGCCGCAAAAGCCGCGGAGAAGGCGUCAGCUAACCCGAAGACUCAAGUUUCACCUAUAUCAGCAGAUAAGUUUUCGAGUGUUACCAUGCAACGUGCAUUAGUACACAAAGAACAUGUUGAGUCUACCUCAUCGAUAAGUAAUAGUGACGUGCUGCCGAAUACGAAUGGUCGCAUUCGAAUUGCUCAUGUCCCAUAUGCAAAAUCCCUUGCAUUGGAAAAGAAAAAAGUCAUAACAGCGGGGAAGAGCGGGGAUACUAAGGAGGUAGAUAACAAAACAAUAGCGCAAACAACAAAGGGUGGUGCACGCGUCGCUCAUGUACCGCAGGUGGUGCCUCAACUUGUACGGCCAGAACCGCUACAAGUCGCCACCCAGAAGUUUCCUUUAAAUGUCCGUCAGUAUUAUAUUAAUUUAAUGCAUGAUAUAUGCGUGCAAAUUUAUACAAACUGUGACGACGCGGCACAACGAGCCGUCAGAGAAGAACUCGCGUGCCACGAAAGGUGUAAGGCGCUCGCGGUAUAUAAGAGUUCGUGCAUGCUAGCAGCUCAUAGAUUAAGGAAGGAGGUAGAUCAAAGCAAUUCGAAUGAAAGAUCCAUUGGUUCAAGUUGCGGGACAAUGUCCCACGAAGCUGUUCUUGCUGGUAAGUCGAAAGGUUCUUGGAGCGUAGUUAAAACCAAGAGGACCAUGACAGAUUUUAAAGGACCAGCGCUCUACAAUAUGCUCAAGAAAUGGAUCAUGACAGAACAGCAGCUUAGAGAUAACGGAUUUCCACGUAAACAUCCUGAUGGUACAAAGGGACGAGCAAUGGUUUAUGUAAUGAAUACACGAAACCAAAGCGUUUUAUCAAAAGUGCCUAAUGAAAGAAUAUGCAGUCGAUGUGGCCAAGCUUAUAUGAUAGACAAACAAGGGUUUGCUGUGCGACAACAAAAUUGUAUAUAUCAUUGGGGCAGGAAGUUUACGGUUAGAGGCGAAGGCAAGUAUAGUUGUUGUCAACAAUACGGUUCCGCCACUGGUUGCUGCGAUGCGAAGACGCACGUAUGGGAUUACACAGACUAUGAGAAUCUUCGUGGUUACGUUAAGACUUUAUCGAAAGAUAUUCCUGUCGAUGAGCAAGGUGUUUACGCACUCGACUGUGAAAUGUGUUAUACUACACAAGGCUUAGAACUAACUAGAGUAACAAUUAUUGACGAAGAUUGUAAGGUGAUUUACGAAACAUUAGUCAAACCGCACAAUCCGAUAAUUGAUUAUAAUACGAGGUUUUCUGGGAUCACAGAAGAAGACAUGAAGGAUGUGACGACAACUAUUUUAGAUGUACAAGCCACGCUCCUCACAAUGUUUUCGGAUAAAACAAUCUUGGUUGGUCACAGUCUUGAAAGCGAUUUUAAAGCUUUAAGGCUACUCCAUGAUACCGUUGUGGAUACUAGCGUCAUGUUUCCCCAUAAGAAUGGUUUUCCACAAAAAAGAGCAUUAAAAAAUCUCAGUUCCGAAUAUCUCAGAAAGCUCAUACAAAAUGACGUUGGCGGACAUGACAGUAAAGAAGAUGCCGUCGCUUGUAUGGAGUUAAUUCGCUGGAAAGUAAAGGAAGAAGCCAAAUUACAGUGAAACAGUGCUCUCAAUUUUUUAAGAACAAGCACGCUGCGAUUUUUAUGUAUUUAAUAACAUAUUUUUCGCUUUUGCAAUACUAUUGACAAGAUAUUGUUAAAAACAGCCAACCCUGAAUAAAUUUAAUACAUUUGUUAAGUAGGCUUGUAGAAGUUAUUAGAGAAAUUAUUAGAGUAUAAACAUUAUUAUAUUAUUAUUUGUUCGCUCGAUAUAAAUUUGAACAAUUAACUUAUUUAUUAUUAGUAAUAUUUAUUAUUUUUGAAUUUCCAAGAUUGCCUAUCUGAAUCAACGCCUUCGUUUUUAUGUGAGUAUUGAAUAUAUAUACAUGUAUAAAUUAUACUAAUUACAUACUACAUGUAAGUUGUAUAAAUACGUAUGAAUUGAAUGCGUAAAAAUGAUAUGUAUGUAGUAAUUAGUACAAUUAGUGAUAUACAUUCAAUAAAUCAUGCAGAAACAAUGGUGUUGGUUUAGAGAAAGAGGUAGGUAAUUUUCGAAAUUUAUCUCUAGAACCUUAUAUUAUUUAUUAUUUUUCAUAGAAGUACAUAUUUAAAAUAUAAUAAUACAACUUAUAUGCAAAACUGAAUUGUUUCAUGAUUAUAAUUAGUUUUCGAGUAAUUGUACAGUGAAGUUUUUUUUAAAUAAAAAUAGAAUAUUAUCGCAUCUAUAUGAAACAUGUCUAAGUAAUUCAUAAAAUAACAAAAUCAUGAAAAAUAAAUUAUUAAUAUAUUAUCAAUUAUAAAUUAAUUGUUCAAAUUUUGACCAAAACUUUCAUUGGUCAGUCUUUAAUUAUAUCUUGUUAAUAGGAAAGCGCUGGCCAGUAAUGUUGCGCAUACUUUACUGCCUACAUUUUGUAUACUGUAUUAUAUCUUCUUGUGUAUAAAUAUGUAAUAUACACUCAUUAUCCUUGAUUUAGAAUUUCUUUACAGACUAAAUUUGGAAUUAUUUAACUAAAAAAUUAUAUUUUGCGAUAUUCAUUUUUGUUUAAUUUGGACUCGGAACAUAAAAUACUAUUUGAUAAAUAAUAGAGAGAAUCAAUGCAGAGAAUUUAAUAUGCUUUAUGACAUUUUGAAUAAUAUUUUUAUACUCUCUGUUAUAUUAUUACUUAUUUAUAUUUUGUAGCAUUAAAAAGAUAAGAUACGUUG
Molecule: messenger RNA, 5584 nt
Organism: Monomorium pharaonis (pharaoh ant)
Lineage: Eukaryota; Metazoa; Arthropoda; Insecta; Hymenoptera; Formicidae
Product: RNA exonuclease 1 homolog
Exons: 9
Coding region: 783-4442 (1219 amino acids)
Cellular component (GO): nucleus
Molecular function (GO): nucleic acid binding; metal ion binding; exonuclease activity
Source: RefSeq, a predicted model, not a curated record